This is a messenger RNA of Daphnia carinata, 649 nucleotides long. RefSeq names its product eukaryotic translation initiation factor 4E-binding protein 1-like (gene Thor). NCBI's taxonomy places the organism in Eukaryota, Metazoa, Arthropoda, Branchiopoda, Diplostraca, Daphniidae. Gene Ontology annotation, cellular component: cytoplasm. The transcript has 4 exons. Gene Ontology annotation, biological process: negative regulation of translational initiation. Gene Ontology annotation, molecular function: eukaryotic initiation factor 4E binding. The record is from RefSeq and is a predicted model, not a curated record. Bases 172 to 567 code for a protein of 131 amino acids.
UACUAGAAAUCGAUCAAUAGCGAAAAUCGAGUUACAACGUGUUUGGCGCAGUAGAUUCUCUACGCACUUUCCAGAUUGUAAAUAAUACAUUGUAAGAACUUGUCUGGAAGACAGUUUUCAUUUUUCCAGGUCACCUGCUAUACGCUUUCGCCAUUACCUGUCACUGCCAAAAUGUCAGCAUCACCAAUUGCUCGUCAGGCCGCUCAACCUCAAGGCCAAGCCAUCCCUAGACGAAUUCUCAUUAACAAUGCCAGUGAAUUACCACAUGAUUACUCCAGCACACCCAAUGGGACUCUGUACUCAACCACUCCUGGAGGCACUAAAAUUAUCUAUGAUCGGAACUUCCUCCUUCAGAUGCGUAAUUCUCCUGUUGCUAGAACACCCCCAAAGAAUCUACCUGUGAUUCCUGGUGUCACUUGUGAUAGUCCUCACAAGGAGAAAUCCAAGUUGUUGAAUGGUCAGAAAAAUGUUACAACACAGCACAAACCUGUUGAACUUCCUACAGUUGAAGUUGAAAAAGUUGAAGACAAGAAACAAGAAGAACCUCAAUUUGAAAUGGACAUUUGAAUUCGCAUUCAAGCACAAAUCCAACCAAGCUGUAGACUUUUUUCAUGUUUUAUGAACUUGGAAGGCUUAACAAGUUCUUAAU